Molecule: messenger RNA, 1860 nt
Organism: Osmia bicornis bicornis
Lineage: Eukaryota; Metazoa; Arthropoda; Insecta; Hymenoptera; Megachilidae
Exons: 1
Coding region: 1-1860 (619 amino acids)
Biological process (GO): DNA integration
Molecular function (GO): nucleic acid binding
Source: RefSeq, a predicted model, not a curated record
AUGACGCGCUUGAUUGAACACGUGCAAGUUACAUUAAAACUUAAUAAUUGCCCGGUGUACUGCUGGACCGAUUCAACAGUAUCACUCGCGUGGAUACAUAAAGAACCAAGCGAAUUAAAAACAAUUACUGCGCAUCGGGUCGCAGAAAUUCAAAAUCGCGUGUCUAACGAUAAUUGGCGACAUGUACCUUCGGGUCAUAAUCGCGCUGACUGCGCCUCACGUGGUCUAUCGGUGUCACAACUGCUUCAACACGCCCUUUGGUGGCACGGCCCUUCCUGGCUUAUACAAGCUCCUAAUGAGUGGUCAGAAAGUAAGCCUGCGGUCCCGGGGGAAGCUGAAGCAGAGGUUAAAAAGAAUAUCAGCGUGUUGCACGUUCAAUCGGAGACGGAAUGGGAUCUGCCAAUGCGCACAUCUUCAUGGCGAAAACUUUUACGCAUCACAGCGUACGUUUUCCGAUUUACCUCGCGAAAUAAAGGGAAUCGAUAUCCAGACACGGUUAUUACCGCAGCUGAGAUCCUCGCGGCGCGUAAAUUCUGGAUCACGUACGUCCAGACUCGGCAUUAUCGACGGGAAAUAGCGGCUAUGCUUAAGGGCGAAUCCCUGUUAAAAGCUAGCCCGUUACUUCGGCUUAAUCCGUUUCUUGGCGAAGAUGGUACUGUCCGUGUUGGCGGGCGGUUGCGCAACUCAGAACUUCCGCAACGCUUUCCGAUAAUAUUACGCAGCAAGGUACGAAUCACCGAACUCAUCAUCGCUGAUUGUCACGAGAACACGUUACAUGGGGGCAUGCAGUUAAUGUUAAAUGUAUUACGGGAAACGUUUUGGAUCGUCAACGCCCGACGGCUAGUUAAAGGCCACAUUCAUAAAUGCGUCACGUGCGUGCGUUGGCGGGCAGUCACCGCAAGUCAACAAAUGAGCGACUUACCUGCGGUUAGAGUCACUCCAUCUCGAGCGUUCGUCCAUUGCGGCCUGGAUUAUGCAGGACCGUUCUCUGCUCUCGCGUAUCGUGGACGUGGGCAAAGGGCGCAAAAGGUUUACAUCGCUCUUUUCGUUUGUUUGGCGACUCGCGCUAUCCACCUCGAAUUGGUGCGCGACUACUUCACUUCAGCGUUUCUAGCGGCAUUUGAACGCUUCACAUCUCGCCGCGGAUUGCCUACGAAUUUAUAUAGCGAUAAUGGGACUAAUUUCCAAGGCGCUAAUAAAGAAUUAAUGAACGCAUUUAAACAAGUAACGGCAGACACUGACCUUCGUUCACGUUUAGCUGCCGAUUAUAUCACGUGGCGCUUUAUUCCGCCUGCAGCUCCUCAUUUUGGAGGAAUCUGGGAGGCAGGGGUCAAAAGCGUUAAGACCCAUCUGCGACGCAUGCUCGGCGAUCGAACAUCUACUUGCGAGGAACUAACUACGCUCCUCUGUCGCAUCGAGGCAUGUUUAAAUUCACGCCCUUCGACACCUUUAAAUCAUGACCUCGAGUCAUGUGAGGCUCUCACUCCAGGUCACUUUCUCGUGGGCGCAGCUCUAAAAUCGGUUCCGGUGCCAUCUGUACUGGAAAUCAACGAGAAUCGAUUAUCUAGAUGGCAACUCGUUCAACAGCUCACGGAAAAGUUCUGGAAAGCAUGGGCUAACGAUUACUUACACACAUUACAGGCGCGAUUGAAGUGGUGUAGUCGCGUCCCCAACCUCAAAAUCGUGGACUUAGUUCUACUUAAGAGCUCGACGCUUCCCCCGGCGAAAUGGGAACUAAGUCGGGUGACCGAAUGUCAUCCUGGUAACAACGGCCUCAUUCGUGUAGUAACCGUAAAGACUGCACAUUCGCAAUAUGUCCGUCCGAUCGCUAGGUUAUGUAAAUUACCGAUUAGCCAUUAA